AUGUUUUCGUCUGCGCUCAAGUCGUUUAGCUCCAACAUAUCAUCUCAUUACCAGAUUUCUCCCGAGCCUGCUUUUAGAUCCGGCCCGUGGAAGGUCCACGAUGGAACUAAGAAAUCCACCGGCACUGCGGCCUCUAUUUUCAUAUUUGAACGCAAAACAAUAGAGCCCAGGUCUGGUGGUUUUGGUGGCCGGUCGAGCUCCUCGUCUACCAAAAAACUUCACGAGGAGGUGGUUGAGAGACUGAAGCGGGAAGUGAGCAGCCUAACGCGUUUACGACACCCUUCGGUCCUCCAGAUCUUGGAGCCGGUAGAAGAGACUCGCAACGGCGGGUUGAUGUUUGCUACUGAGCCCAUCACUGCUUCUCUUAGUGGUCUUUUGAAAGAAAAGGAUGCACAGGAAGGAGGUGCGAGGCCCAGUCGGUUCAUGAUAGAGUCUCCAGAUGGAACGAGAAGACGUCGGGAAGUGGAAAUUGAUGAGCUCGAAAUUCAAAAGGGCUUACUCCAGAUUGCUAAAGGCCUGGAGUUCUUGCAUGAAUCAGCCGGUCUAGUCCAUGGCAAUCUGAAUCCGGAGGCAAUUUACAUCAACAUUAAAUCCGACUGGAAGAUAGCUGGACUUGCAUUUGCUGGUCCAGCCGAUGGUUCUACAACGCAGUCGACCCUUCCACCUCUGGCGCUUUCGGAGGUUCUAUAUCAAGAUGCACGGCUCCCUCCUUCUGUGCAAUUAAACCUAGACUACACGUCGCCGGAUUUCGUAAUGGAUUCCAAUGUGACGCCUGCAGCUGACCUGUUUUCUCUUGGUCUUAUCAUUGUUGCCCUCUAUAAUUCACCGCAUGUUUCUCCUCUACAAACGAAUUCCAAUGCAUCCACAUAUAAGAAGCUCCUCACUACUCCUUCCACUACGCCUUCUCAAUCCAACAGCUUCCUCUGUACACGGCCUAUUCCAAAGGAUCUUCUUGCCAGUGUCCUUCCUAGACUGAUAACUAGGCGGCCUGCCGGGCGGUUGAAUGCGCGCGAGUUCCAACAAUCUGCCUAUUUUGAUAACAUUCUGGUGUCUACCAUUCGCUUUCUGGAAUCAUUACCAGCAAAGACCCAGAAUGAGAAGUCUCAGUUCAUGCGCGGCUUGCAGCGGGUCAUCCCAGAGUUUCCACCGUCUGUGCUUGAGAAGAAAGUACUUGGAGUACUCUUGGAAGAGACAAAGGAUCGUGAUCUGCUGUCUCCUAUCUUGCAGAACGUAUUUCACAUUCUAAAGAAGGUGCCAAAUGGACGACGCGUCUGUCCCGAGCUGAUCAUUCCGAAACUGAAGGAGAUAUUCCUGGUAAAUGGAAAUAGAGCUGCUGCUCAAGAGCGGGAUACGACAAAAGACGCAGGUCUCAUGGUUGUGCUUGAGAACUUGAACGUGAUUGCGGAAAAUUGUUCAGGCAAAGAGUUCAAAGAAGAUAUCCUCCCAAUGGUUCAACUAGCCAUGGAAUCCAGUACGCAUUCAUUGGUUGACGCAUCUAUGAAGUGCUUGGCCGUCAUGCUUCCAGUGCUUGACUUCAGCACAGUCAAGAAUGACAUAUUUCCACCAAUUGCCUCUACGUUCAGUAAAACAAACAGCCUGAAUAUCAAAAUCCGAGCUUUGGAGGCCUUUGUUGUUCUUUGUGGGGGUUCCAUUGAGAAAGAAGAGCCCGUGGACGACCUGACUGGCAUAGUCGAAGACAAGAAAAAGACCAAGAAAUCUUCCCCUUCAAUACUCGAUAAGUAUACAGUGCAAGAAAAGCUUGUCCCACUCUUGAAGGCCAUCAAAACGAAGGAGCCAGGUGUUAUGAUGGCAGCCCUGGAAGUUUUCCGACAAGUCGGAAAGCUCGUUGAUACUGAGUUCAUAGCCAUUGAGGUGCUGCCCUUAUUAUGGACUUUCAGUCUUGGCCCGUUGCUCAAUAUUAAGCAAUUCGAACAAUUUAUGGCACUUAUAAAGUCCCUUUCAACCAAAGUUGAACGAGAGCAAAUACGGAAACUUCGAGAGCUCUCGUCAAGGGAAGAUUCCACUAUAUCCCGGCAGGCUACAGUCGGAGCUACUGGAUCAUCUGGUGUUGAAGAGACAUCAAAUGAUUUUGAACGCCUUGUUCUUGGUCGCAAUGGCACUAGUAACACAAGCGGAGAUGGCGGUUGGGAUCACUGGUCAUCCCAGAGCACAACAACAACAGCCAAACCGGCGAACCAAGUCACUUCACCAGCGUUUUCGUGGUCGUCUAAUGUAUCACAACCCGCAAACAGGGCUAGUAUUAGUGGCAUCUCGAGUGUUAUCUCAUCCACGGGACAGAAUUCGCGAUCUAUUACCCCGGACAGCAAUAUCGGCGUCUUCCCAUCGCUUGAGCCAAAUCGCCAACGGUCAUCUAUGAACACGUCCUUUGGUGUUUUGCAACCUCAACCCCAGCCCCAGCCGUCUACGAAGACGUCCUGGGACCAAUCUCAACAAAUAAGUCGACCAUCGCUUCCUCCUGGCUUUGGUUCUUCUCCAAUUAUGCCCACAUCUAAUCUAGCACCUAUCACUCCAUCCGGGCCCAGCUAUUCAGCAUUUUCUAUCCCCCCUCCCCCUACCACUACCGCUACCCAAACUCAAUACCAGCAGAAGCCUCCAACAGCCGUACAGCCAAACAUUUGGGCAUCCGUUGGAACAUCUAACACUGCUCAAGUGACGCAGCCCCCCGCACAACCAAAACAGGGCCUGGACAAGUAUACGAGCUUAUUGUAG
This is a messenger RNA of Talaromyces atroroseus, 2730 nucleotides long. RefSeq lists its product as hypothetical. The coding region runs from base 1 to 2730 and encodes 909 amino acids. Gene Ontology annotation, molecular function: ATP binding; protein kinase activity. Lineage: Eukaryota; Fungi; Ascomycota; Eurotiomycetes; Eurotiales; Trichocomaceae. The record is from RefSeq and is a predicted model, not a curated record. Gene Ontology annotation, biological process: protein phosphorylation. The transcript has 2 exons.